AUGGCCGAGAACUGGUUUGAUGCCGCCCGUCAAGGACAGUUCAACCGUCUCUGUUCGCUAUCUGCGUCCUGUAUUAAGUCCAGAGACUCUAGCGGAAACACCGCGCUGAUGCUUGUGGUACAGAGCGGACACACUGAGUGUCUCAAGCUUCUCGAGGAAGAGGCCACAAUGACAAACAAUUCUGGGCUUACAGCGCUUGCCAUUGCCAUAAUGUGUGGAAACAAUACGGCGUGUGCCUUCUUGGCGCCGAUGGAGGCACACAUAGUUUUGCCGUCAAAGCUCUCCAUGCUGAUGCUGGCAGCAAAGUUGGGAAACUGCGAUGCGGUGAAUUGUGUGGUCCCCUAUGCACAAGAGGAGACUAGUACUUGCUCUGAGACAGCAUUGGGCCUUGCCGUUCAAGGAAACCAUCUUGAGUGUGUCCGAACCCUUUUGAACAGGAUGCCGUACACUGUCUCAGACAUAUAUACUGUGCUAAGCACCUCUAAUACUGAUAUUAAGGUCUUACUGCUGGAGCGAUGUGACUCGUUGCUGGAGUAUGACAUGAGUGCCUCAAGGAAGUCUAUUGAGCAUGUGCCCUUCCUCCGUGAGCAAUACGAUCAGCGAAUAGCAUUCCUUAAGGAUAUUAUCUACUGUCUGAAAAUGCGUUCACAAGAGCAGAGCAACCCUUAUAACACAGCAACAGAUUGCAUUGACAUGUCUCAACUACAUGAACUUAAUAGACACAUAAAGGAUUGUCACGCGUAUAUUCAAACUCUUAAGUGUGACUUUUCUAAAUUACAACAGGAUAAGAAAUCUAUGCAGGAUGGCUAUGAAGAAAAGCUUCAACGUAUGCAAAAGAUAUACGCCAGUUCAAUUGGUUCACUGCAAGCGAAGCUUCAUACUAAGGAUCUCAGUAGCUUUCAUACUAGCGAUUCCACCAGAGAGUGCAGCAAAGUCAAUACUGUGUCCCACGAAUCUGUGACACAGACAUCUCAGUCUUUCCUGGUGGAAGGAACUACUCAAACAGAGAGUCACUCAUGUAGAGAAAUUGCCAUCGGUGAUGUGCAUGGUCCUGUAGGGGCAGUCUCUUGGGGAGGAGGGCCUGCAUUUUUGGCAGAGGCUGCGCCUUUUCAUUCACAAUUUAUGGAUGCGUGUAUCCAGACUAGUCCACUAGAACGUUCAUUGAGUAGCGAUGUUCCUCGUUCUGACCUAUCUGAAGCUGAUCACGUUUCUCCUGACGCCUCAUUAGCCCAAGAUGAUAGUAGCCUUCAACAGCAACUGCUUGAAAAGACGGCAGAAGUGCAAGCCCUCUCAAAUGAGCUCGCUAUUAUGCAGAGCACAAUUGAGCACAUAUUUGUCACCCAGUCGCGCGAAUUGUCCGCAAAGGAUCUUGAACUGGAGCAGGAGAUAGAAAUAUUUACCGAGCGCAUUUCGACGCUCAGUGAGGACAAUCUUAGGUUGGAAAAGCAAAAUAGAACCCUUCAGGAAGAAAACACCUUACUCUCUGAGAGAAUCAAGAAAGUGGAGAACACAAACGAGGAUUCUAGCGCUAUCCCUGCAGAUUCUGUUACUCGUUUGCCAUCACCUUCUGUUAAUGACGACCUUGGUAUUGCUUUUCCGCACAGAGACGAAGCAGGAAUACAAACAGAUCCUUCUUACUGUCUUGUAUCUGUUAAGAUAGGAGACGACAGAGCAAUAACAGAGCCUUUGCUCCCUCUGCAACAAGCCUGGCUGGUAAUCCCUGGUCAAAGAAAAAGCCCAGCCGACUCCCUAACUCCACUUCCUGUUCUAGAUGUUACGCAUCGCUCCUGCCAAUCUUGUAUGGACACCAAUGAGGCCUGCUGCCAGGCGGUUGUAAUAGAUAACACCACGGUGGCUUUGCGUCAAGAGAUUGAGCUUGCAUGCCAGCAAGUUGAGGAGUUUACCGAUAGAAGAGCUUCCAGGACAUCAAUGUUUGUAGAGUCAGCAGAGAAGAUGCUGAGCACAGAAGACCCCGGAGAGGUCAUUACUUGCAAUCAGUCUGAUGACAGCGCGCUCGUGUAUAGGAUAGAAAAGCUUGAACAAGCGCUGAGAGACAAAGACGCUGAACUCUCACUUGCCAACGAUAAAAUUGCACGAUUAGAAACCAUUGAGACAAAGUGUACUACUCACUCACACUCUAAAAAAGAUGAGGCUGCCUUAGUUCUACCAUCUAGUCAAGCACGGAGCGAUACAGAGUGCGCGCAGCUUCUUUCAGCUGUAUGUGUUCCCUCACCACAAGCCAAUCUCCUAUCGAUUUCUCCCUCAUCUAUUGAAGAAGAAAAUCGAGAGCUGCGGAAUCAGGUUGAGUCACUGCGCAGACGAAUGAUUCAACUCACACAUUCGUCACGCAAGUCCAUAGCACCCAUCAUAAUGGCGUCAAACACACUUACAUCGGCAUCUUCUAAGCUGUGUCAACUUGCACAAAGGUUGAAGGAGCUUCUAGAUAACCCCCACAACACGGCACCCAAAGUUGAUGACAAGACACUUAGCUUUAUCGAAGAACUUACUACCGAAAUUUUGGAGUAUUCUACGUCUAUACAGUCUGCUCUGCAAGACAGUGCCGCAGCUGGACCUAUGCAAACACCUUCAGUACAUCAGGAUCUUCUUCUGAGCGACGCUGUAACUCUAUCUCAAGACAGUACCAAUACAGAUUUAAUGGAGGCUGCCAUACUAGACAAUGUAGACGUGGCCUCACUUUUCCUGAACCAAGUGGGCAGAAGAAACGUGGACGGUGAAACGGCACUCAUGAUUGCGGCGAAGCACAACAGCCUUGAAGUGGCUAAGCUUCUUGCACAGCACGAGGCAAACUGUGUUCGAAAAGACGGCAUGACAGCCUUAGCCAUUGCACUGUACAACAAGAACCUGGAUAUGGCUAUGCUACUAAGUGAUUAUGAAGGUCCAAGUAACAACCUAACGAGUGACUCUCCAGGCAGCACUGCGAGACCCAUCGAUGCACUGAUUCUUGCAGCUAGACACAAUGAUGUCAUCUCAACGUGGACCCUACUUAAGACUCACGCCCGUUACCAGGAUGAUCAGGGAAGGACUGCUCUUAUGCAUGCAGCCGAACAUGGGUUUGACAUUAUUGUGCACCUGCUGGCCGGGUCUGAGGCAGGGAUGCAAGAUGUUGAUGGAUACACAGGGCUUAUGAUUGCAGCAAAUUUGGGGUACACCCUAGUCGUAACCGAACUCCGUAACUGUGAGGCAGGAAUGCAAUGUGCACGUGGAUAUACAGCACUGAUGUAUGCUGCAGCUGCAGGACAUAAGGCUGCAGUGGCUGCCCUAGCGCCUUUUGAGGCUGGUAUUCAAACAAGUGUAUCGAAAAGAAAUACCACCACCAGCCCCACUACGGGCUACUCUGCAGAUGAGAUAAGUGAUACUACUGGAAUAACCGCGCUUAUGUUGGCCGUGGAGGCAGGGUCAGUUGAUUGUGUGAAUGUACUCUGGCCGCUCGAACACCAUAUCACUGACGCCCAGGGGAUGGCAGCCAUUCACUAUGCUUGCUCUGAACCUAUGAGGAACUUGCUUCGCAGCUACCAAUGA
Molecule: messenger RNA, 3540 nt
Organism: Giardia duodenalis
Lineage: Eukaryota; Fornicata; Diplomonadida; Hexamitidae
Product: Ankyrin repeat protein 1
Exons: 1
Coding region: 1-3540 (1179 amino acids)
Molecular function (GO): protein binding
Source: RefSeq, a predicted model, not a curated record